Messenger RNA from Plectropomus leopardus (leopard coralgrouper), 2382 nucleotides. It is a transcript of the gene c1h16orf46, whose product is annotated as chromosome 1 C16orf46 homolog. NCBI's taxonomy places the organism in Eukaryota, Metazoa, Chordata, Actinopteri, Perciformes, Serranidae. The record is from RefSeq and is a predicted model, not a curated record.
GUCACCACGACAGAUCGCAGCAGUUGUUUGUGAACGGGGCUUUCUGAUGUGGGGAUAAUGCUGCAAGGACUCAGACUGCCUGCUUUUGAUAUCACCAUGAAGCACAUGAGCUAACUACAUAAUGACGAGCUUAAAAGAAGUGGAUCACACACCUGUGAAUGGAUCACACGAGGAGCUUUCUUCACAGGAGGACGCAGUUGGGGAGCAGCCACCAGAAAGGAGACAUGUCGAUGCCCUUCUAGAUAUCAGUGAGGAGGAGUUCAUUAAGGAGCUGGAGCCAUAUGAGUAUCACUGUUACUCUGGCUGGGACGAAGCUGUUCACGGUUGGGCCAGAGCUGCUCCACUGAGCUGCAUACUUCUGCCUCAGAAGAAGAACAGGAAACCAAAGCAUAAGGAGGCUGACAACCUGACCCCCUCUUCUGUUGACCCAACAGACAGCACAGUCAGCAUUGCAGAGCACCGCUGUGAGUCUAAUGUGGCCCCACAUAACAGCUUUAAGAAAUCCACACCAUUAAACCAGAUCACAGAAUCCUGGGAUAACACCGCUGAGACAGCUCUGAAGAAAGAUGCCUCCAAAUGGCCUUUCCUCAAUACAAUGCAGAAAGCUGCAUCCAAUCUCUCGCUCAAAGAAAAGACAGAAGAGGAAGGGACGCUCACAGAGACUCCUUUGCAGCUUCACCAUCUCCACUCAAAAUACUUGGACAACAGGCCAACUAAGCUUCAGAAACACAGGAAUAGGCCCAGCAAUACAGUGGUUCCCAUUAAAAACUUCACAUUUUUACCACCUAUUAAAUCACCACACCUGAAUUGUCAGAAAGACAGCGGCAAGAAGGCUCCAGCAGGAGAGACCAUAGAGGAAGACUAUUUCAUGUUUGAUAAGAAGAGCGGGACAAAAGGAACAAGAGUGGACCCUUUUACUGACCCAGAGCUUCCCCUUUAUUCUGCAGCCCUGGACUCCAAGUACCGGACAUGUCCGUAUAACCCCCACUUGUUCUCUGCUUUGAGUGUUUCUAUCCCCAAGAGGUAUCAAGUAACUACAUCUUCCAAACCUGAGACGGUGCACCACACUAGCUACUCAGUGGGAAAGAGCCUCACGCAGGCCCUCCACUCCAGCACUGCAGCAGGUGCACAAACACAUGCGCACCCCAGCAAGACUGCGUGUAUGUAGUAAACUCUCAGGUUCAACCAAGUAAAAAUAACCCAUUUUAACCUCAUAUUGUACUGCAUAUGCCUCACAGGAUACAUAUGGUUUCCUUCCAAAAAGUAAGUUGCAAGAAUAAAUCAAGGUAUGACACAUGUUCAUAAAAGUAACUUGUUGCAGAGGUAAUUUAUUUGGUUUAGUGUUCAGUUAUUUCAGUUUGGUGUAACAUUUCAUUACAUACUAUAAAAUGUUAAGCUCUCUACUGAAUUUGGGCCUUUUUGUUUUGACCAGUUCCCACAAGUGCUUUUUCCACUAUUCUAGUUACCUAGCAACGGUGCAACUACCUCAUAAGAAGCAUGGCAGUGCGCCUGCCUCGCACUUUCUACUAUUCAACCUCAGCUACAAGCAGCUAAGUGUUGCCCUGUGACUACAUGUGAUGAUGAUAUCAGUCGUUGCCAAACUACUACAUGUGCUCUGUUAAUAUUUUAUUGUAUGCAGCUGAAGUUUGAUAUCAGUCAGUAGGUGAUUUCUUGUGAUUGUGGAGAGGAUCUUGCUUGUGCAGUGAACAAGGGUUUUCAGUGCAGCAUUACACUGGGAUCCCUCAUCAUACACUCUGACAAGUUGGGCUCCAAAUGUCAGCCAAUUAACGCAGCAUCUGGGCUUUAUACUACACUGCUUUAUUAUACUGCCUUUGUCAUUAAGCUGCUCUGUUGAAUAAAAAAUGAUUCACUUAUUGGAAUCGUUCUACAGUAUAAUCAAAAGAGCUGCAGUGUUAACUUAAUUACAGAAAACUUCUGGCUUAACUAAAUGUACAUGUAAAAUAGUUACUUAAAACCAAUCUGAAAAGAGUUUCAAUCCAGCGCAAGCCAGGCUUCAGCAUGUCGGUUUUCAGGAGAUGUAAUUGCAAAAUACACAUUAGUAUAGUUUUAUUGUCCUAUAAUAAAAAGUCCUUAAAUAAGUCUCCGCACAGCCUUUAAAGGGACAGUUCACCCCCAAAUCCAAAAUACAUAUUUUUCCUCAUACCUGUACCGCUAUUCAUCAAUCUAGAUUGUUUUGGUGUGAGUUCCCAAGUGUUGGACAUAUCAGCAGCUGAGAUGUCUGCCUUCACUCAAACAUAAUUAAACUAGAUAACACAGAUAACAUUAAUUUGGUAGCAAAGACAUAGUUCAUACAUGAACCUGCUCACAAAAGUCUGUGGAUUAUCUUCAGUAACCAGGUCAUGAUUUCUGAAAAGACAUGUC